AUGAGCAGCUCGCGGAACAACCGGGUGAUGGUGGAGGGAGUCGGGGCCCGGGUGGUCCGAGGCCCGGACUGGAAGUGGGGGAAGCAGGAUGGCGGCGAGGGCCAUGUGGGCACCGUCCGCAGCUUCGAGAGCCCCGAGGAAGUGGUCGUGGUGUGGGACAAUGGCACCGCCGCCAACUACCGCUGCUCCGGGGCCUACGACCUCCGCAUCCUCGACAGCGCGCCCACCGGGAUCAAGCACGACGGCACCAUGUGUGACACCUGUCGCCAGCAGCCCAUCAUCGGCAUCCGCUGGAAGUGUGCGGAGUGCACCAACUAUGACCUGUGCACCGUCUGCUACCACGGGGACAAGCACCACCUGAGGCACCGCUUCUACAGAAUCACCACGCCAGGAAGCGAAAGGGUGUUGUUGGAGUCUCGCCGUAAAUCAAAGAAAAUUACAGCAAGAGGAAUCUUUGCAGGUGCCAGGGUGGUGCGAGGAGUUGACUGGCAGUGGGAAGAUCAAGAUGGUGGCAAUGGGCGUAGAGGAAAGGUGACUGAGAUCCAGGACUGGAGUGCCUCGAGCCCACACAGCGCAGCAUAUGUUCUCUGGGACAAUGGUGCUAAAAACCUCUACAGAGUUGGCUUCGAGGGCAUGUCCGACCUGAAAUGUGUCCAAGAUGCAAAGGGAGGCUCGUUCUACAGGGACCAUUGUCCAGUGUUAGGUGAGCAGAACGGGAACAGGAACCCUGGUGGGCUGCAGAUAGGUGACCUGGUGAACAUUGACCUGGACCUGGAGAUCGUGCAGUCCCUGCAGCACGGGCACGGCGGCUGGACCGACGGCAUGUUCGAGACGCUGACCACCACGGGAACGGUCUGUGGCAUCGAUGAGGACCACGACAUUGUGGUGCAGUACCCGAGUGGCAACAGGUGGACCUUUAAUCCAGCUGUGCUCACCAAGGCCAACGUCGUGCGAAGCGGGGAUGCUGCCCAGGGGGCAGAGGGAGGCACCUCUCAGUUCCAAGUGGGGGACCUUGUGCAGGUGUGCUACGACUUGGAGCGCAUCAAGCUGCUGCAGAGGGGGCAUGGAGAGUGGGCUGAAGCCAUGCUGCCGACUUUAGGUAAAGUUGGUCGAGUCCAGCAAAUCUAUUCAGACAGUGACUUAAAGGUAGAGGUUUGUGGAACAUCUUGGACAUACAAUCCAGCAGCUGUCUCAAAGGUGGCAUCAGCAGGAUCUGCUAUCAGUAAUGCAUCUGGUGAGAGAUUGUCCCAGCUAUUGAAGAAGUUAUUUGAAACCCAGGAAUCUGGAGAUCUCAAUGAAGAACUGGUUAAAGCUGCUGCCAAUGGAGAUGUUGCUAAAGUGGAAGACCUGCUAAAGAGACCAGAUGUGGAUGUGAAUGGGCAGUGUGCUGGCCACACAGCAAUGCAGGCAGCCAGUCAGAACGGCCACGUCGACAUCCUGAAGUUGCUCCUGAAGCAGAACGUGGAUGUGGAGGCAGAGGACAAAGAUGGGGACAGGGCCGUGCACCACGCAGCCUUCGGUGACGAGGGGGCUGUGAUCGAGGUGCUGCACCGCGGCAGCGCCGACCUCAACGCCCGCAACAAGCGCCGGCAGACACCGCUGCACAUCGCCGUCAACAAGGGGCAUCUGCAGGUGGUGAAGACUCUGCUGGACUUUGGAUGCCAUCCCAGUCUCCAGGAUUCUGAAGGGGACACUCCGCUCCAUGAUGCCAUAAGUAAAAAGCGUGAUGACAUCCUGGCUGUGUUGCUGGAAGCUGGAGCAGAUGUUACCAUUACCAACAACAAUGGCUUUAAUGCUCUUCACCAUGCUGCACUGAGGGGAAACCCAAGUGCCAUGCGUGUGCUGUUGUCCAAGUUACCACGACCCUGGAUUGUGGAUGAGAAAAAAGAUGAUGGUUACACUGCCUUGCACUUGGCAGCUCUUAAUAAUCAUGUGGAAGUGGCUGAACUUCUGGUACAUCAGGGCAAUGCCAACCUGGACAUCCAGAACGUCAACCAGCAGACUGCUCUGCACCUCGCUGUCGAGCGCCAGCACACCCAGAUUGUCAGGCUGCUAGUCCGUGCAGGUGCCAAACUGGACAUUCAGGAUAAGGAUGGAGACACUCCCCUUCAUGAAGCCCUCAGGCACCACACCCUCUCACAGCUCCGCCAGCUCCAAGACAUGCAAGAUGUGGGCAAGGUAGAUACUACUUGGGAGCCAUCAAAGAACACACUCAUAAUGGGCCUGGGCACGCAGGGAGCAGAGAAGAAGAGCGCAGCCUCCAUCGCCUGCUUCCUGGCGGCCAACGGAGCCGACCUCAGCAUUCGCAAUAAGAAGGGGCAGUCCCCCCUGGACCUCUGCCCUGAUCCCAGUCUCUGCAAAGCACUGGCCAAGUGUCACAAAGAAAAAGUCAGUGGGCAGGUUGGUUCCCGAAGUCCAUCCAUGAUCAACAACGAUUCUGAGACCCUGGAAGAAUGCAUGGUGUGCUCAGACAUGAAGAGGGACACCCUCUUUGGCCCAUGUGGACACAUUGCCACCUGCUCUCUCUGCUCACCACGGGUCAAGAAGUGCCUCAUCUGCAAAGAACAAGUUCAGUCUAGGACAAAGAUUGAGGAGUGUGUGGUAUGCUCAGACAAGAAGGCAGCAGUGCUCUUCCAGCCUUGUGGUCACAUGUGUGCCUGUGAAAACUGUGCAAGCCUGAUGAAGAAGUGUGUGCAGUGCCGGGCGGUGGUGGAGCGCAGAGUGCCUUUCAUUAUGUGCUGCGGAGGGAAAGGUACAGAAGAUACCACUGAUGAUAUUUCAAGUGGGAACAUUCCAGUUUUGCAGAAGGACAAAGACAACACCAAUGUCAAUGCAGAUGUACAGAAGCUGCAGCAACAGUUGCAAGACAUCAAAGAACAGACCAUGUGUCCUGUCUGCCUGGACCGUCUGAAGAACAUGAUCUUCCUGUGUGGCCACGGCACCUGCCAGCUCUGCGGGGACCGCAUGAGCGAGUGCCCCAUCUGCCGCAAGGCCAUCGAGCGCAGGAUCCUCCUCUACUGAGCAGGGCCAGCCCUGCCUGCCACCACCCGAUCACACAGGGAGGGCAUUGUGGUGAUGGAAGUGAUGGCUGACACGUCUGC
Indicator indicator is the source of this 3101-nucleotide messenger RNA. RefSeq names its product MIB E3 ubiquitin protein ligase 1 (gene MIB1). Lineage: Eukaryota; Metazoa; Chordata; Aves; Piciformes; Indicatoridae. The transcript is spliced from 21 exons. Bases 1 to 3021 code for a protein of 1006 amino acids. Gene Ontology annotation, molecular function: protein binding; zinc ion binding; ubiquitin-protein transferase activity. The record is from RefSeq and is a predicted model, not a curated record. Gene Ontology annotation, biological process: protein ubiquitination. Gene Ontology annotation, cellular component: cytoplasm.